AUGAGCGAUUGGAGUCCCGUGGCGAAGGUCUAUGACCCGCUCAAAGCUGGCAGUAUUGACGGCACGGACGUUGAGCCACACGACCGUGCAGUAUGGAGGGCUAUGAUCGCAAACUACAAGCCCAACAAGGGUGUCACGGGGGACUCGCAUCUUACGUUAUUCGUGGCACGUCUAAAUCAACAGACAACAGAGCAGAAGCUCCACGAGGUUUUCUCGAAGUUCGGGGACAUUCGCAGAAUUCGGCUCGUCAGAGACAUCGUGACUGGCUUCUCAAAGGGCUACGCUUUUGUAGAAUACAAGGAGGAGCGUUCUGUAUCGAGGGCCUGGCGGGAUGGCAAUAAACUGGUCAUAGACCAACACGAGAUAUUUGUAGACUAUGAGCUGGAACGAACUCUUCAGGGCUGGAUACCGCGCCGACUUGGCGGGGGCCUUGGUGGGAAAAAGGAAUCAGGACAGCUGAGGUUUGGCGGCAGGGACAGACCUUUCCGGCGGCCCAUCAACCUUUCCCUUACCAUGAUGACGCCAAACCGAUCUGAGCGAAAAUGGGAGGGAGGGCCACGACAUGAAAAACAGAGAGAACCGUCCCCCGGCAGAGACAGAGGCAGGCACAGAGACCACGGAGGACGGAGAGAGAGGAGAGAUGAGUGGGGCAGAGAGAAAGAUCGGGGUGACCGAGAUCAUUACAGAGAACGAAGGGACUCCAAGCGACAAAGGGACAGAAGCACUGAUAGGGAACCCACCAGAGGGAGAGACGAAAGGACGCGAGACACAUAUAGAUACCCAGAAAAGAGAUAGAUUGGCUCUGCAAAUUUGUCAUCUGCUACAAGUUUCUUGGAGAGGAACACGCCUCUAUAAGUUUAGAGCUAGGGCAAUGUAACUGUUAUGUAACUGCUAAUGUGUCGUACAACAUUAUUAGUUUACUGAGAUUUAAACAAUAAUCGGUCAUAUUUUAAGUGCUAAAGAAAAUUACCAUGCGCUGCAUUCUUAAAGAAGCAUAGAACUGUUACAAGUGUGUAAUGAUGUCACUUUCAUCCUCAAAUUGGCAUAUUACACCACUUGAAGACUGUGACAAGUUGUCAUUUCAUUUUUGAACUGAAAAUACUCAAUAGUCAUCUAAUACUUGUGUCUAGCAUGACUUUUAUUGCAGUUGGAUUAUUGCAUUCAUUAAUGUAAUAUACAUUACUUGACCUUUGUACAGGUGUGGUCAAAUCUCGUAGCUUUGAACAAUUUAACG
Molecule: messenger RNA, 1234 nt
Organism: Chanos chanos (milkfish)
Lineage: Eukaryota; Metazoa; Chordata; Actinopteri; Gonorynchiformes; Chanidae
Gene: snrnp35
Product: small nuclear ribonucleoprotein 35 (U11/U12)
Exons: 1
Coding region: 1-795 (264 amino acids)
Biological process (GO): mRNA splicing, via spliceosome
Cellular component (GO): U12-type spliceosomal complex; precatalytic spliceosome
Molecular function (GO): mRNA binding; snRNA binding
Source: RefSeq, a predicted model, not a curated record